This is a messenger RNA of Syzygium oleosum, 1617 nucleotides long. RefSeq names its product E3 ubiquitin-protein ligase RING1-like. Gene Ontology annotation, cellular component: cytoplasm. Lineage: Eukaryota; Viridiplantae; Streptophyta; Magnoliopsida; Myrtales; Myrtaceae. The transcript has 2 exons. The coding region runs from base 91 to 1236 and encodes 381 amino acids. The record is from RefSeq and is a predicted model, not a curated record. Gene Ontology annotation, molecular function: ubiquitin protein ligase activity. Gene Ontology annotation, biological process: protein ubiquitination.
CUGAUUCUCUCUCUCUCUCUCUCUCUUCGAUAUUUAUCCCUCUCCGCCCGAAACAGCCGCCCUUUCUCUCUCUACAAUCUCUCUCCCCCCAUGGCAUCGUCGGGCGGCAGGACCGGCGGCGGGGGUCCUCCGCAGCUCUAUUUCUGUCACGAGUGCAACCGCACGGUCUCGAUCAGGCCCUCCCCGGCCUCCGAUCUCGCCUGCCCGGUCUGCAACGGCGGUUUCCUGGAGGAGGUCGAGGGCCCCGACGUCAGCCGCAUGCUCAACCCCUUCUUCCCCUUCGACUCCUUCGGCGGGGGCUCCGCCGGCUCGAGCGGCGGCGUGAGUUUCGGCUCCGGCGCCGGAUUUCCCUUGGUCUUCACGUCCUCCUCCGCGGCGGGCGGCGGCGGCGGCGGCCUGGGCGGAGGGAUGGGAGGGAUGGAUGAAUUCGCGGCGCUCCUCGGGGGCGCCUCCGCCUUCGACGACGGCAACAGCAGCAGUCCCGACGCGUUCAACCCCCUCAUCUUCCUCCACAACUACUUCCAAACCCUAAGAGCCGGUGGCGCCAACAUUCAGUUCGUCAUUGACAACAAUACCGGCGAGGGCGGCUCCUUCCGCAUCCCGGGGAACAUCAACCUCGGCGACUACUUUAUUGGCUCCAAUCUCGAGCAACUAAUCCAGCAGCUCGCAGAGAACGAUCCCAAUCGCUACGGCACGCCCCCCGCGUCGAAGUCCGCAAUUAAUGGGCUUCCGGUCAUCAAGAUCACCGAGGAAUUGCUCGCCUCAGACAAUUCGCAGUGCGCGGUCUGUAAGGACACGUUUGAGCUUGGUGAGGAGGCAAAGCAAAUGCCUUGUAAGCAUAUAUACCAUUCUGAUUGCAUUUUGCCCUGGUUGGAAUUGCACAAUUCUUGCCCUGUUUGUAGAUAUGAAUUACCCACUGAUGAUCCUGAUUACGAGCAAAGGAAUAGGGGUCUCCAGGCCCAGCAAGAUUCUGAUAAUCGGAUGCAAUCUGAUGGGUCUAGUGACUCGUCCGGUGCUCCCGUGUCUGGAGACAAUCCACAAACAAUGGAGCGGCGAUUCAGGAUUUCGUUGCCUUUCCCCUGGCCGUUUAGGGCAUUUGGCUCUCCUGCAGAGACAAGUGAUAGUGGCAGUGGGAGUGGUAACAAUAACGGGAACAACGAUGGGAAUUCAAAUGCUGGGGAUGGUGGUGUAAAUCGGAACUUUGAAUCGGAAACCAGACAGGAAGAUCUUGAUUGAGGAAUUGUGGCGCUUGUCAUCAUGGAACGAGGAAACUUCUUUGGCAGGGGAAAUUCAGCUUCGGGCCUGUCAGUAUUCCCUUAUUUAAAGGCCCUUCCAGGUGAGAGGCAUAUCGAAUACAUUCAUAGGUGAACUGCUCUCUCCACCAGAACGUCGGGAGAUUUUGUUUUGUUGUCCUGUUGAUAUACUAUACUUUUGUUCCGGUGUCAUUUGUUUCCAGUACUAUGAAUUUUUCUCUGGGAAGAUGUAUACCCUAGCAUACAUAUGUUCAAUGCUGUCUUUUUUAUUCGAGCUAAUUACCGUCUUGAAAAGGAUGUGCUCCUGUUGGAACUCUGUUUUUGCUUUCUCCUGGUGCAAUAAUCAAAAGAGUUCCCUGGGAAA